CGGCGCGCACGCUCGAAUUUUCUUGAAAGCUGUCCAACUUUGCCAUUCACUCUCACCUGCCUCGUUUCGAAAGGAAACAACAGGAUUUCGAAUCGGGGUAUUAGAAUAAUAAAUGAAAAAAUGAAUGGCAGUUUCGUGAAAGACAGGGGCUUUCUCUAGUUGAAAAUGUAACCUUAAAUAUUUUGCCAUUAUGUUUCGUGAAGGUCGGUUCUGAUAAAAGUAAUCGAUUAUCUACCUGGUCACGAUGAACACCUGGCCAAACAGACAACCGGAGAGAACCCGCGGUUUUUUUUACUUUUGUGUAUCGAUUUUUUAAAUUCAAGCAAGUGGGGCUCGAGGAAGAAGCAUGAAAUGCGUAAGCUGACGAAGAGAAGCAUUCCUCCGAAGGAGAAGGUCAAAUUACCACAACACGUGGUACAAAUGACUGUAGCCGAAGGAAGUGGAGACAAUCGUAGAAUUUUGUCUCCAGCUUCUCGAAGAAAUCAGUUCUUAAAAAUUGGCAAUGAAUCCGAAAGUUGGGAUCGUCAAAGUGGAACGACAACUGUCUCGUGGCCUGAGGAUAUGGAAGAAUUGGCUACGAGGAAAGUGAUUCAACAAUGGGAAACAUUGGAAAAAACUUUGUAUGAAGAAAACGAUCAGCUUCCGGUCGGUCCAGUUUUUGACGAAUGCUUACAGUGGCGAAAUCAAUUGCCGCAUUUCAGAUUAGUAGGGAAAAAUCUAAUAAAACCAGCUGAGUUGGCAAGUAAAACAAAUUCCAGUUUAAAGAGGAAACCACAGUUCUUUGAUACUCGAGAAAACGAUGAUUUGAUGAAGGAUGAUAAUUUUUUACUUGAUGAUUCGGAAAAUUCUUCUCCCGAAUUUAAUAAAAGAGCCAGAGAGGAUGUGGUUGACGAACUGAUGGAAUAUGUAAAUUCAACUUUAGUUUUUCGAGAGGAGGCCCAAGAGGAGAAUUCUUUAAGUCGUGAUUUAGAGGAAUUUUUGACAAUAACUCCAGCCCCAACUAAUAGUUUUCGAAAUACUGCGAGUUCUCAUAAACAAAUUCAUAAAGAUGAUGAUUUUCUAGGCCAUUCGGACAGUAAAAAAAUUGCCUCAAGGAGCAAAAUGGAAAGCGAAUCGAGAGAGAACGAGAAAUAUUCUUGGAAGAGAGACACGACUUCGGGGAGGCAUCGAGGAGAUGUAGCUGAUAUGAAUGAAAAUCUCGAAGUGGAUGAGCUUGAUAGAUCCCACUUAGGUAGAAACAAACCAGGGACAGUUUUCAAUAAAAAGGUUGUGGUCAGUCCAGUUCCGUUCGUUCGCUCCACGAGGGAAAGCUUUUGUACAAUAAAAACUGCCCCGAUUCAAAUUUUAGGACAACAAACAAAUACCUCCUGGAACCCAGGAACGAGGAUACAUAUUAAUUCUGGGCAAAGAAUAGUUUCUGGAAAGAAAUCGAGUUUGAUACGAAUGCCUCAAGUACAUUCGGCCUGGCAACCGCCAGUCUGUCCCACAAUUUGGCCAAAAAACGUGAGGCUGGCUCCAAUCGAUACUUCCAGACUUCCGAGUAGUAAACAGAGGACAUUAUCAGCUGUAAUUCCACAUCGUGGUCGAACUUCUUUAAGUCCAAUUUCGCGCACAGCAUUGGCAACUACGUCUCAAAAUUCAAACGCGAAUCAGAAAAAUGCCCUGGAAAUACAUGGCACGCACAUUCUCGGACAAUAUGCAAAAACAGAUGGGCUCAAAUCAAAUUUGAAUCCAACUCCCAGAAUAAAAAAUAACGGGAGAAAAAAAGCUCGACACAAGGCCGAGAAUUUGUGACUUUAAAACACUUGUGAGAAAAUUUUAGCAUGGAAAAUUUUCUCACAAAUCGAAAGCCUACAUUUAUGUGAUCGUCUUACAAUCAAUAGUUUACCUGGAAGUAAGUAAAAUUUAAAUUAUACGUAAUUUAAGUGAAAAUUGAAAUUAAUCGGAGGGGACCACAAGGCAUCUUAAUCUGAAUUAAUCGAAAUCAAUCUACCUCACGUCAUGCGUCGAUAUUUAAUAUAUAAUUAACGAAUCGUAAAGUGAAACAUAUAUUUUUGUAUCAUUCGUUCAUUUGUAAAUUGUAAAUACAUCAGGAAAUAUCUGUAUGAGAAUUUUUUCUCUCUUGAAAUUGGAAUAGAUCAGUUUUCCUGAAGAAUUAAAAGUAA
Belonocnema kinseyi is the source of this 2165-nucleotide messenger RNA. RefSeq lists its product as uncharacterized. The coding region runs from base 352 to 1794 and encodes 480 amino acids. The record is from RefSeq and is a predicted model, not a curated record. The transcript is spliced from 6 exons. NCBI's taxonomy places the organism in Eukaryota, Metazoa, Arthropoda, Insecta, Hymenoptera, Cynipidae.